AUGACGAUCAAAGAAGCACCCGAGCCACAGUCCUGCGAGGGCAUCCCCGUGGAAAGCGAAGCCUCCGCUCAACAGACUGAAGCCAACAGCACCCUCGCCACCUCCAUCCCACCCUCCCUCACAAAUACCAACUCAACCUUUGGCCCCCAAAGAUCGCACACAACACCAGUCUUGCAGCCUGCCAAACUUUCUACGCAGACGAAAGUUGCGAUUCCACGCCAGCGGGCGGGAAUUGCCCCACGAUAUAAUCGGCGGGUCCCACGGGCUUGCGAAUCCUGUCGACAGCGAAAGACGAAAUGCAGUGGGGAUACUCCCGUCUGCCGGCAAUGUAGGGAGUUAAGGGCUACUUGUAAUUAUCCCCAGGGUUGGAGGGAACGGACAAAAAAGCAAGUGGAAAAACUCUCAGAAAAAGCGCAAGAAUACGAAUCCAUGCUCAAGGAACUGGGUUUGGUUGUUGAGACCCGUGCCGCGGAACGGAUCAGGAGCUUGCUGGACAAGCAUGGUCAGGAGGGAGAGUCGUCUUCCCAUAAUUCACAGUCACAAUCAGCAACACCUCAGGAUGAUGCGCCCCCAGAUAAUGAUGAACCCUCUUCGCCUUCAUCCAUUGGAUCCCUCGAAGCCAUUGAUCGCGUAGAAGAGGACCACAAUCGUUCCGAAAGUACUAGAGCGACUGGAUAUAUGGGCAAGAACUCCGAAAUUACCUGGAUGCAACGUCUACAACGAGAAGCAGACCAACGCGCCCAAGGUCUCCCGGGAAGUUUAGAGCCUGGCGUGAAUCGAAAAGCAGACGACCAAUUAGCCCUCCACGCGGUCAAUUAUCAUCUCGACGAUAUGGAUAUCUCUGUCCCCGGACCAGUUCAACUAUACGCCAUGCCCUCUCGUGAAAUAGCAGAUCAUCUGUUUGAUUGCUACUUGACGACUGUACACCCAUUCUACCCCAUUAUCAACAGACCACUCUUCCAAGCGCAAUACAAGACGUUUUUCGAAAGUACGGCCCGGCCCGGUGACAAGUGGCUCGCAAUUUUGAACAUGAUAUUCGCCAUUGGAGCUAAGCACUCUCAACUUAUUGAUGCACCCUGGCGUGCAGGGGAAGAUGAUAAGGAUCACCUAAUGUAUCUGACCCGAGCUAGGAUUCUCAGUAUGAAUGGGGACGUUUUGUUCAGUCAUCCUGAUCUUCAGCAAGUGCAAGUGGAGGGCUUAAUUGCCUUUUAUCUUCUUGCAUCUGAUCAAAUAAACCGUGCAUGGAGAAUUUCAGCUUUGGCGGUUCGGUCUGCUAUCACGCUCGGAAUCAACAUGAAGAGCUCCAGUCCAACUACACCAGACCUUUCGAAAGAAGCUCGCUACCGAGUCUGGUGGUGUUUGUAUACAUUUGAGCACAUGCUUGGUAUUAUGACAGGCCGGUCAACUUGCAUUCAAGAUGGAGUGUGUACUUCACCUUUCCCAAUUCCGUUUGAGGAGGAUCAAUUGCACGAGCCGGCUGCCGUGGAAGUACUCACCAAUACGACUUUACGAGACGAACGUAUCAACAAUGUCGUCGCGAGUGUUUGGGUCAGACAGAUGCCACUCAAUCCCGCGAAUGGCAAGGAGGCCGUUCAUCAUUCUCGAGUACGAGAUACCACAUGGCUUAAGAAUUUGCCUCUUGGCUACGGACUUUGUUAUCUGUACUACUGUGACUUGGCAGUUGUUGUGCAGGAAAUUGUCAACAAAGUCUAUUCAGUAGAUUGUGUGAUGGUUCCAUGGGCACAUAUUGAGAACCGCAUCGGUGAACUUAGAUGCAGAACUGAGCAGUGGCAAGCUAGCCUUCCAAGCGGGCUUGAUUUCACUCGCAAGGGAGACGAUAGUGCCGACGUGCUCCGAUGCAAACUGACAUUGGCGCUUCACUACUACAGCGGACGGAUCACACUCGGCCGUCCGUGUCUGUGUCGACGUGAUGCAAGCCAGAAAGACAAGGCAGGUAAAUCGACCUUCAGCCAUGAAAUGGCUGUGAUUACCCUUGAAUCUGCAUGCCACAUGCUCGACCUCAUCCCCGAUGAACCAGAUGCUCUGCAGCUGUACCAGAUUUGCCCAUGGUGGUGCAUUCUCCACUAUCUCAUGCAAGCUACCACUGUCCUCCUUCUCGAGCUGUCAUUUGGUGUCGUCCACAUGCCAGACGACGAACAAAACGUCGCUUCUGGACGCGCCUGGCAGCUCUGUGACCUCAGUCUCCGCAAACUAUCCCAGGGCAUGAAAUACGAUGUCAGCGACAUGCCUUCAUACCCAUAUGCCUCUGAAGGCAUAGCCACCGCCGGCACCGGGCCCCAGGUAACCGGUCUCUCGGGUCCCAAUUCCGUUCAAGAUUAUUGGGGUCCUCAGCUGGAAAAUCUCUCCAACCCUGUCCAACAUGGAACUGAAACUCCCGGGCAGGAUAAUUAUUACCCAAACAUGUCCUCCGGGGAACUGCUGUCCUCUCUGGCUGCCGAGACCCAGGACACAUAUUUCCCUUAUGAUCCUAUCACUGGCGAAUUCAUGCGCUCUUUCUUCCCACAUGCUAGCGAGAAUAAUUGGGAACUGAAUUAA
Molecule: messenger RNA, 2556 nt
Organism: Penicillium nucicola
Lineage: Eukaryota; Fungi; Ascomycota; Eurotiomycetes; Eurotiales; Aspergillaceae
Product: Zn(II)2Cys6 transcription factor
Exons: 5
Coding region: 1-2556 (851 amino acids)
Biological process (GO): regulation of DNA-templated transcription; DNA-templated transcription
Molecular function (GO): DNA binding; zinc ion binding; DNA-binding transcription factor activity, RNA polymerase II-specific
Source: RefSeq, a predicted model, not a curated record